CCUGUUUUGCAGUGCAGCUGCUUAAUCUUUCAAACACCUUUCCUGUCAUGAUGCGGAGCCUUCUACAUGUAGUCAUGUUGAUCAUCCUGAAUUUCCCAGCAGACUGUGAAGCUCGAGGCCAUGUGGUUUACAAGUCAGUGGGAGACAAAGCUCAUCUCACAUUGAAAGAAAACUGGAAUAUAACAUCAGUUAAAUGGAGAAAGGAUCUCAGACUGAUUGCAACUGUAGAAAACAAAAAGCCAGAUACAAAAGAUCAAGAAAAAUUUCAUUUACACAUUUCUGACAACUCCUUGAUUAUCCAUAAUUUGACGGUGAAUGACUCCGGAGAUUAUGUAGCUCAGACUGGACAAUGGGAAGAAGAAGUAAUAAAAUACAAACUAAUUGUACAGGAGGCUGUCUCAAAACCAACAAUCAAUGCCGAUCUUGAUCAUCAGUUAAACUCCUCGUCUGUUUGUCACAUCUUGGUAAAAUGUUCUGCUGAUGGCGAGUCAGUGACGUAUGACUGUAAUCACCAGCACUGCACUAGGACAAACGCCACACUGACCAGAGUAAGCAUGACUAUCAACUAUACAGAUGAUGGGGUGUUGGAAUGUACAGCCAGCAACCAUGUGAGCACAAAACGGACAUCAAUACCCAUAAAUAACACAUGUUCAGAAGAACAACCGGUACCCGGCACGACAACAAAAUACAAUUUGAUUUUAAUAAUCAUAAUAAGCUGCACACUGGUGUUUGGUGUCCUGAUGAUCUGUGUUAACAGUUUUAAUGAUGUCAGAAAGAAAAAAUUGGUAAAUACAUCAGUACUCCCACAUGCGCAAGCCAUACUCCAUUAACAUGCAUUAUUUCCAUUACCUGUUAAAUAAUUUCUUAUGUGGUUAGAAUAAAGGAACAUAUGAAGAAGAUAGGGGUGUUUGCACUCUUUACACAGAGGUGGGAAAACCACUAAGAGUUGAGAAUCUAGCAGACAGCAGCACUACACAAAAUGCAACAACAACAGUUUAUGAUGUUCCUUCGAAAUGUGUAAGAUACAAUCAUAUUGCUUUUUUAAAAAUAAAGUACAAUAUAUGC
Messenger RNA from Clarias gariepinus (North African catfish), 1065 nucleotides. RefSeq lists its product as uncharacterized. The transcript is spliced from 4 exons. Bases 48 to 830 code for a protein of 260 amino acids. Lineage: Eukaryota; Metazoa; Chordata; Actinopteri; Siluriformes; Clariidae. The record is from RefSeq and is a predicted model, not a curated record.